AUGCUCAGCACCGUUUUCUCUCCAUGUCUGUUGUUUAGCAGAUGCUACUCACGCACUCCUGGUCCGUCUAUGAGGCGAAAAUCAGAGGACGAGGACCCAAACAGGAUCAGCAAAAAGCCCAGAACGAGAGUCAGUUAUUCGUGCGGUGAAUGUCAUCGUCGCAAACAAAAGUGUGAUCGACAAAUACCAUGCUCCCAUUGUAUUGCCAGGAAGGUUCCGGAACUGUGCAAAGCAUAUACUCCAGGCAAGACCGACCAAGAUAUUCAUGUGCGAUUAGCUAGGCUAGAGCAUAUCAUUGAAGUCGCUUUGCCUCAAUAUUCGUCACAUGGCAACACUCCAUAUUCAGAUGGACAUGCAGGAAGCGAACGUCGUCGAUCAUCCUCUCUCGGUCCGGAUGAAGGAAAUGGUUCACAGCCUGAAGAAGAAGACCCAAGCGGUGGAAUGCUCGAGAAUGGGAGGUGGUACGGCAAGAGCGCUUCAGGAAGUGUUGCUGCACCAGUGGUCCUAGAGCAGUUACAGCACAUGGUGGUUCCUGGGUCGGCUUCCGAACACAUGUCCUCAGGUAGCUCACUAUCUGUGAAUACGCUUCAUACCGACCUUCUAGCUGAGCCAAAGCUAUUAACUACUACCCCGGAGCCAUCAGCUGCGGACAAGCUCAAGCUCCUCAUUCGCGAUUAUGGCUUUGCUCCUCAUAAGGUCACUGAACUCAUCAGUGAACUUCCGCCCAGGAGUCUAUCUCACAAACUAGUCGAUUAUUACUUUUCUGCGAUUAACUGGACCCGCUACCCCAUUUCUGAACGCGAUUUCCGCGCUUCAUACACUUGCAUCUACACGGAGGGAACUACGAUAAAUCCCAACAACAUCCGAUUUCUCCCUCUACUAUUCGUAGUUCUUGCAAUUGCCAUCAGGCUUGCUCCUGACGGUAUAGCGGGCGAUGAAAGUUCACGAAAAUCAACAUCUUCACGGUUCUACUGGUCCUCACGUCGAUCACUCCUCAUCGUUGCUGCUAUUCAACCAGAUUGCUUCGAGAUGGUUUUGACUCGUAUGUUAAGUGCUCGCUUCCUCACCCUCGACCGUCGGAUGACUGAGUCCUGGAGCCAGCUGGGCGCUGCUGUGAGGACUGCACAAGCUCUAGGUCUCCAUCGAGAUGGUGCGGCUAUGGGCAUGGAUCUCGUACAAGUGGAGAAACGUCGCCGAAUAUGGGCUCACUUAUAUCAUGCCGACCGGUCUAUCGCUCUCGUUCUGGGAAGACCAAUCGCAAUCCAGGACGAGUACACCUCCACAUUGCCUCCUACGAACGUGGAAGACAUUUUCGCCGAACUCCGUAAUCCGCUUCCUCUCACCACCCCGACACAUGCAACUUUCAUGAUUCUCAGGAAUUCCCUAGCUGGUAUCAUGGGUCGCAUGUCACACCACUUCCAGAAGGUGCGAUCUGCAAGUCACUACUCGGAUGUGCUCGCCCUGGACGACGAACUGUUGAGGUUCAUGCAGACUCUCCCCCCUCAUUUUGCCGUCGAUCCGGACACCUCACUUGAUCAAUCGCACCCAUACAUUCCUGUACAUCGGUUUCUCCUUGUCACUGAGAUACUCUUCGUGAGACUCACGUUAAAUCGUCCCUAUCUCCUGCGGCGCUUAGAUUCCGACCGGUACAUCCGUUCAAGAAAGGCCUGCUUCGAAUCCGCACUAAAAGAUUAUCAGAUCCGUCGAGCGUUUCAGGAAUCCACCACGAAGCAGGCCCGGGAUCCAAUCGCUAGCGCAUACCGAGAAUUCCAGGCUGCCAUGAUUUCUGGGAUCUAUCUUGUCUUGUACCCAACAGGGAGUGACGCUGCCGCUAUGCAUGCGGUUUUGGAUACUUUCAUCGAAGCGCACGAGCGUAUCCCUGAGCAUGACGAAAUCACGCGCAGAGAGGUCAAGAUAAUUCGCUUCCUGAAAAGCAGAUCUUCACAGAUGGCGGGUAACGCAGAUGACUCCAGAGAACACAUCAUGACGGUUGACUCCCCGUUGAUGUCGGGCAAGCAUGAAGUAGAAGCUCAUCCGCUGCUCGGUCACCCUUCGAGAACUGUAGGCGUCACCUCGAACUUCAUGCCAACUCCAACAUACAACGGUGAAUCGUCGACAUCCGCCAUACGAUCGUCUACAUUGGCACGCUCGCACAACCCCAAUUAUGCGCAUCUGAGUCAUGUGCAGCAGCUGCAACACGAGGAAAAUGCGCAUUCUGCGAGUGGCAGCCCUAGUGGAGACGACGAUUCCACUGCGCAGUCUCUAUUGGACCAGUGGUGCAAUGUAUUCAGCGGUGGACCCGCCGUUGACGAUUCCAUGGGCACCGCCGGUCUUCCAUGGGGAACGCCUGGACUGGCUGAUCUUUCUGGUUGGCUGGGCUCAGCCGCUUCGCCUCUUCUGGGAAAUGAACCUCUGCCUGGGGUAGAUGGUUCGGAUUGGAGUUACUGGGAAACGCUGGUGAAUCAGAUACGUAGCAGCCCUGUGAUUUAG
Molecule: messenger RNA, 2490 nt
Organism: Sparassis crispa
Lineage: Eukaryota; Fungi; Basidiomycota; Agaricomycetes; Polyporales; Sparassidaceae
Exons: 11
Coding region: 1-2490 (829 amino acids)
Biological process (GO): regulation of DNA-templated transcription; DNA-templated transcription
Molecular function (GO): DNA-binding transcription factor activity, RNA polymerase II-specific; DNA binding; zinc ion binding
Source: RefSeq, a predicted model, not a curated record